Molecule: messenger RNA, 817 nt
Organism: Camelina sativa (false flax)
Lineage: Eukaryota; Viridiplantae; Streptophyta; Magnoliopsida; Brassicales; Brassicaceae
Source: RefSeq, a predicted model, not a curated record
AGCCCAACGAUUCAUUGUAUACAUUGAAAGAGCAUUUAGAGAUGAUAGAGCGAUCGGUGAUCUCUCAGUUCAAACUCAAGACAUUUCACGUAGUGGCUCAUUCCCUAGGCUGCAUUCUGGCUCUUGCGCUCGCGGUUAAACACCCAGGAGCCAUCAAGUCGCUUACUCUAUUGGCUCCUCCAUAUUAUUCGGUACCAAAGGGAGUGCAAGGGACGCAAUAUGUGAUGAGAAGAGUGGCGCCCAAGGAAGUGUGGCCUCCGAUGGCCUUUGGAGCCUCAGUGGCCAGCUGGUACGAGCACAUUAGCCGCACCGUCAGUCUAGUCCUUUGCAAGAACCACCACUUGUUAGAAUUUCUCACCAGGCUACUCACCGGAAACAGGAUGCGAACGUACUUGAUAGAAGGGUUUUUGUGUCACACACAUAACGCGUCGUGGCACACACUACACAACAUCAUCUUCGGGUCUGGGAGCAAAGUAGAGGCUUAUCUGGACCAUAUCCGUGACAACGUGGACUGCGACGUCACCGUCUUCCACGGUGGUAGGGACGAGCUGAUCCCCGUAGAGUGCAGCUACGGCGUCAAGAGAAAAGUGCCACGUGCCAGGAUCCACGUCGUCCCCGACAAAGACCACAUCACCAUUGUUGUUGGGAGGCAGAAGGAGUUCGCUCGUGAGCUUGAGCUUAUUUGGCGCAGAUCCACUACUCCUCAACAUCAUUCAAUAAAUUAACCCCUUCUUUAUUUAAGUAUAUAUAUAUAUAAGCUAGCGUAUAAAGCCAAACCCCGACCACUAUUAUUCAAAUCAUCAUUUUAUUACACCCA